AUGGCGAGUUCGGGAGGAGCUUCGGGUUCCGGUGUUGACAAGCUUUUCGGUUUGGAACUGCUCUUCAAAUCCUGCAAAGAAGCCCUGCGCUCAAAGGACGACGCCUUAGUGCUGUUGGUGCACUAUCUUCUUGUCAGGAGCGGCAAACGAUGCGUAGGCACCGGCGAAGAGUGGACGAAGCCUCUCCAGAGCACAGAACUGCUCCCACCAGAGUGGAAUGCCAACCAGGCCGUGUACACGCUGCGAUACACCCAAGGGACUGAGCGAUACCUCCUCAAAGUUUUGCGAGCAGACGGAUUCUUGCUGGUCAAUGUUCUGAACAUCCGCAAAGAGAAGACAGCCUCAACAAACUUCAGCGUUGACAAGCAUGUUUCGGACGACUUCAGUGACUGUUCCAGGGCGUUCAAGGACCUGGACGUGGUGGUGGGCAAGGUGACUCAGGACGUGGUGUCGACCCUGGAGUCGAUCGACACCGCCCACGAGGCGUCCACCUCGAGCUGUCCCUCGCGCAACGUGUCCCAGGAGUACAACCCGCUCCACAUCCCCAGCAGGCAGCCAGGCAUCGAAUGGAACCCGCUGCAGGAGCCGGGGAGACUGGGCCAGCGGGACCUGAACCCCUUCUACACGGGACCCGGGGGCGGCAUGAUCAUGGACCCCAGGCAGAUACCGAGACCCCACCACUCGGACCCUGGGGUGGGGAUACCCGGACUGCCCAGGGGAGCGGUGCCCCCUGGAGCCAGGUUCGACCCUUUUGGGCCCCCUCACCCGAACAACCCGGGGAACCGCCACACAUUUGCCGGGCCAUCGCCGGACCACCUUCCCCCGCCACCGGAUUACGACGACAUGUUCAGCUGAGCCGACUCGGUCGGCAGUCUGGCAUCCAACUGUAAUAUAUGAAUGUGCCCUUCAUUUGCUAUUAAAACGAUGAAGUUCGAUAUAAUGCUUA
This is a messenger RNA of Ixodes scapularis (black-legged tick), 946 nucleotides long. It is a transcript of the gene PI31, whose product is annotated as proteasome inhibitor PI31 subunit. The record is from RefSeq and is a predicted model, not a curated record. Gene Ontology annotation, biological process: proteasome-mediated ubiquitin-dependent protein catabolic process. Gene Ontology annotation, molecular function: endopeptidase inhibitor activity; proteasome binding. NCBI's taxonomy places the organism in Eukaryota, Metazoa, Arthropoda, Arachnida, Ixodida, Ixodidae.